Molecule: messenger RNA, 3570 nt
Organism: Oncorhynchus tshawytscha (Chinook salmon)
Lineage: Eukaryota; Metazoa; Chordata; Actinopteri; Salmoniformes; Salmonidae
Product: C3a anaphylatoxin chemotactic receptor-like
Exons: 2
Coding region: 429-1517 (362 amino acids)
Biological process (GO): positive regulation of macrophage chemotaxis; regulation of calcium-mediated signaling; inflammatory response
Cellular component (GO): plasma membrane
Molecular function (GO): G protein-coupled receptor activity; complement receptor activity
Source: RefSeq, a predicted model, not a curated record
GGGUGAUGGACAUCCACAAAUGAAUACAUACCAUACGAAACGUAACAUAUCAUACAAAAUGGAGUAUCUUAGAUUUACAUACAGAAUUAUACAAUAUGCUCUGAGACCAGGAUGGAGAAAAUAAUUGGAGACUCCUGUGUUGAUAUUCAGGUUGAACAAUACAUGGAAAACACAUUUCACACAACUGCUGUGAACUCAUUGUUCAUUGUUCAUGUAUUUGUAAAAACACAAGCAUUGUUCUGUUCAAUCUGCCUGUUUAAUUUGUUUCUCUGAAGAAGCUGACUAAGCAACGAUCUUGUAUUGUAUUGCACAAUGUUUGUGGUUAUUUAUGUAAAUAUUUGGUGUAAACCACAGAAAGAGAAGCUGCUUGUUAAAAGGAAAUGAGUACAACAAGCAGAAAAAAUAUUGUCCCCUACUAAACUGCAUUUAUGAUUCUGCAGCAGGCUGUUUCUGUUGUGUGUGUGAACGAGAGAGCCAUGGCAGCAGUGACAUUAGAAUCAAUUCCAACGAUUGAUGAUUAUAGUUAUGAUGAUAGCAAAGCCCCUCCAACUCAGUCCUCAUUUGGCCAACCACCGGAUACAUCACCCAGUUCACCAUUGGACCACAUACUCCUUGUGGUCAAUGUGGUCAUCUUAUUGCUGGGGUUUUUUGGGAAUGGGGUGGUCAUCUGGAUAGCUGGUCUCAAACUGAAAAAGACGGUCAACACCACCUGGUACCUCAGCCUGGCCAUCUCCGACUUCAUAUUCUGUGCCUGUCUCCCCUUCAACAUAAUCCACAUGGUAACAAAGAAGUGGAUCUUUGGGCUCUUCAUGUGCAAGUUCACCUCUUUUGUGAUGUUCCUCAACAUGUUCAGUAGCAUCUUCCUCCUGGUCGUCAUCAGUGUUGACCGUUAUCUACUUGUCGUAUUCCCAGUUUGGGCCCAGAACCAGCGAACCGUGAGGAGGGCCUCUGCAGUUGUGGUUUUUGCCUGGGCCGUCUCUGUUGCACUGAGCAUUCCCUCCACAGUGGUUCGUCAGGUAUCCCUAGAUGGCAUAACGUGCUUUAAUCAAUACCCACACCUUAACAUUCACAUAACUGUAGCUGUCAGUCGAUUUAUCAGUGGCUUUGUGCUCCCGGUCCUCAUCAUCAUCUUCUGCUACUCUGUCCUCAUCCUGCGACUGAGGACCAACAGGAUGACCAGGUCCUCCAAAGCCUUCAAGGUCCUGACUGCACUGAUAGCCAUGUUUUUCAUCAGCUGGCUUCCAUACCAUGUCUUCAUCCUUCUGGAACUUAAAGCCAGUGAUCAAACUUCUCUAACUGUUCUUCAUGAAGGGCUAAGUAUAUCUGCAACUCUGGCUAGUGCAAACAGUUGCCUGAACCCAUUUCUGUAUGCAUUCAUGGGCAAAGACUUCAAGCAGAAAUUCUUUAACUCUUUCCUUUCUAAGAUUGAAAAUGCUUUUGAUGAGGAGGAACGCUCUUCAAGGAGUAGAGGAACCUCUUUCUCCCAGGCUGAUUCAAAAGUUUAUACAAAUGUCUGAUUGCCUUUCAACAAAUAUUGUAAAACAGGGCAAACUUAUGCCCCCUUUAAGUAUAUUUUAUAUACAAUAACCCAUUAAGUUCACAUAUUAAAGUCCAUAGUUGUGACAAUAUAAGAUUUGCUCUGUCUUAGCCAACUGUUAUGCAAACUAUGCAAAUGUUUUAACCCUGAGGAAAUAACUAAUUUAAAGUUAUUUCCUGUAACACACACACAAUUGCUGUAACGGUAUUGUUUAAAUGUAGUUGAAUGUCAUUUGCAUCACCACUUAAGUAACAUAAGCAACAAUAUUGUACUGUAUUGUUCUGCAUUUCCUGCCAUGCAUCACCAAUCUUUUGGUUGACAGGUUUUUGUGUAAUCAGAUUUGUACCAUGAAAUGUAAUUCAGCCCAAUGUGCCAACAUUCAUCUGUCAGGUCAGCUCCUGUGACACUGAAAGGUCAAGUGUAAUUACAUAUCCUAUAGAGGAGCUGAGAAUCUUAUUGAAGAGCCCUGUGUUUAUACUUCACAAAACCGCUGUUUGUCAACAACUAUUUUGGAUGAACGUGAAGCCUUUGGAACUUCAUACUGUACUAAUAUCUCUUACAAAUUGUGAAAAAGCUUUUUUCACAUGUUAAGCUGAAACUUUCUCAUGUGAAUCUAUAUGUUCACAUGUAUUACAUUUAGAGUUAACAAGUUAACACCACCUUUCACAUGUGAGGAGAAUAAUGUGUUUUCUCCUCCCAUGAGUUGCAAGUUUACAUGUAAAAAAUAUUCACAUUUGCAGUUUCCAAUGUAAGAAUCAUUCACAUUGUGUAAUUGCAAGGUCACAUAUGGGUCUGAAAUAGUGUUAUUCUCCUCCCAUGUGAAAAAGUGGGGUUAACAGUGGUGUUGCAGUAGCAAUUUUUCCACAUGGGGGAAUUGCAAAUUAUGUAAUGCCAUUCUACUUUAAUUAAGUAAUAAUUAAAGUGCAUAAAAAUUAAUUAUGGUGCCAUCCACUUCAUUUUUUCCCCUCCAUAGUGUUGUAUUGAUACACCUAUAUUUAGUGCUACCACGAGGAUGAGGCAUUCGGAGUGUUUCUGCUGCAGGCGCAUGCCUGAAGAACCGUGAAGCUAGUUAGCUAGCGGUGUCUCCUUAUUUUUAAUAUCCUGUGUUCCGGUUUGUAUGCAUGGUUACGUUUUCAAAAUCGAGAGAGAAAUUUUUUAACUGAACUGUAAUGACUUUUUGGGUCAUUUUGAUGAUUUAAUUGUUUUGACCAAGUGAAAAACAAAUUAGAUUUUUUUUUCCAUGAACAUGAGCAUAGCGAGGCUAAGUAACUAGCUAGCUAAAUCAUUUUUGAAUGAAAGUCAAUGGUAACAUGUUGGCAUCUCAGAUGAUUUAAAACAAAUAUUUGAUACUUUUCGGGUCUCUUAAAUGGUAAAGAUUUUUACAAACAAGGGCUCAUAUUGAGUGCAUUUGUAUGUGUACAUAUGAACCACGUUAAUAUGUAUUUUAGAAUGUAAUUUUUUAUUUAAUCUAUAUCUAAUAGCUGCAUGCUAAUUUCUAACUGCUAGCUUGCUAGCUAGCUUAGUGCUAGGUGCUAGCUAGCCUGCCAUUUCAUCCCAGCUAGCUAGUUAUAGCUUCCAUUACUGUUUGAUGUCCAUUUGGAUUUUGUUAAUUUUAUGCCGGUGUAUUAAAUGUAUUUGAAAAAUUGUGAAUGUGUUUGCUAUUGGAAUUCAUGUAAACAGAUGCUUUUCUACAAAGAGAGGAUUUUGAAUUUGAAGAGUCAAGGUUCCGAGAUUGAGAGAAAUUUGUAAUAAAUAUACAUUGGAAGAGAACCCCAGUGAAAAUAAGCUUACUCCGUGUCUCCUUAUUGAUCCUGUUUAACAUGUUAAAAUUGACAUUAAAAUAGUCACGUGAUGAGGUAUGCCCACCUGUGACUUCAGCAUCAGUAUUGACCCUCUUGGUCUGAAUACUUUCUGAUGGCACUGUAUUCCUCACGUGACAUUUUUUCACGUGAUUUGUUCACACGUGUCCGAAAACCACGUUUUUUUACGUUUCUUUUUGUAAGGGUAGUCAAAUGUGCAAAAUGGGAAUUAAA